Salvelinus namaycush (lake trout) is the source of this 1259-nucleotide messenger RNA. Its product is annotated as acidic leucine-rich nuclear phosphoprotein 32 family member B-like. Bases 31 to 1140 code for a protein of 369 amino acids. NCBI's taxonomy places the organism in Eukaryota, Metazoa, Chordata, Actinopteri, Salmoniformes, Salmonidae. The transcript is spliced from 7 exons. Gene Ontology annotation, cellular component: nucleus. Gene Ontology annotation, molecular function: histone binding. The record is from RefSeq and is a predicted model, not a curated record. Gene Ontology annotation, biological process: regulation of apoptotic process.
UCCAGCUUAACUAUUCGAUGUAACGUUAGAAUGGGUAAAAAGAGAGAUCUAAGGGACUUUGAGCGUGGUAUGAUCGUCGGUUCCAGGCGCGCAGGGUCCAGUAUAUCACAAACGGCCGCCCUCCUGGGCUUUUCACGCACUACCGUGUCUGUGGUUUACCGAGAAUGGCGCGACAAACAAAAAACAUCCAGUCAGCGCCAGUCUAGUGGGCGUAAACAGCUCGUUGAUAAGAGGGGUCGAAGGAGAUUGGAAAGAAUCGUGCAAACUAACAGGCGGGCUACAAUUAGACAAAUAACGGCGCAGUACAACAGUGGUGUGCAAAACUGCAUCUCUGAAUGCACAACUCGUCGAUCCUUGUCACGGAUGGGCUAUUGCAGCAGACGGCGGGCACAUGAGGAGUGGAAAAACACCGCCUGUGUAGAUAAGGUACGGGAACUUGUCCUGGACAACAGCCGAUCAAAUGAAGGGAAAAUCGAAGGCCUCACAGAAGAAUUCGUCAAUCUGGAAUUCCUCAGUUUGAUAAAUGUUGGCUUAUUCUCAGUUUCCAACCUUCCCCGACUUGGGAAACUCAAAAAGUUGGAACUCGGUGACAACAGAAUCUCUGGUGGCCUUGACAUGCUAGCAGAGAAACUCCCCAACCUCACACAUCUAAAUCUAAGUGGGAACAAACUGAAAGACAUCAGCACAUUGGAACCUUUGAAAAAGCUGGGCAGCCUGAAGUGUCUGGACUUGUUCAACUGUGAGGUGACCAACCUGAACGACUACAGGGAGAGUGUGUUCAAGCUGCUCCCUCAGCUUACCUACCUGGACGGGUACGACGUGGAGGACCGAGAGGCAUCUGACGUGGAUGGGGUGGACGACGAUGAUGAGGGAGGAGCAAAGGAUGAGGAUGGAGAAGAGGAAGACUUUGACGAGGAGGAUGAUGAAGUCAGCGGUGACAAAGAGGAAGAAGACCUUGGUAUUGAUGAUGAGGAUGACAAUGAAGUUGAGGCUGUCCAAGGAGAGAAGAGAAAGCAAGAGCCUGACGACAAUGAUGAUUAUGAACAAAAAAAGAAAGGCAAUCAAGUUACCAACCCCUUCCCUCUCCGCCCUGACACCCACCCACACCCUGCCUACUCCACGUCUCUCCCCCAGCUUUGAGCCCCCGUGUGGGGAAAGACUGUACCGGACAGGUGGUUCAAGUGGAGCUGCCUCCGCCCCAUGGAACCGAGAGCCAUCCUCAAGGAGCGCACCACACCGCAUUCCACUUUUUUACUGUC